AUGCUAUGUGUUCGGGCUGUUGGGAUCCACGAGGCAUCACUUGGCUCAAUUUAUUCGCUUCGGUCGACAAGAUCCAGACCCUGGCAGACGUUUUGCCCCGCUCGACUACCGAAUAGCAUUCGCUCACUCUCACAUCACCCUUAUUUCAAGUCUCCUUUUGCAAUGAAUCCACAGGCGGUCGAGGCCCCUUUGACCCAAUCGGCCACUUUCCUUGUUCUCUCCGCGACAGAUGAUCCGCAUGCCAUCGAGAACAUCCGAUCUGCGCUGUCCAACAUUGGCAACAUUACCAAGAACAUUUCAAUUCGACACCCCAGUGCGCAUCUGUCAUGUACUGUCGGUAUCGGCAGCUCUAUCUGGGACCAAGUAACAAGACUCCCACGUCCGACCGAGUUACGGCCUUUCAAGGAAGUUAGAGGGUCGAAACACGUAGCAGUGUCGACGCCAGGAGACUUGCUGUUCCAUAUCCGAUCCGAAAGGAGAGACCUUUCUUUCGAGUUUGAAAGGCAACUCAUGGAUAGGGUAGGCGACGCCGUCAAGACGGAAGAUGAAACUGUCGGCUUUAGAUAUUUUGACGCCCGAGAUGUGCUGGGAUUUGUCGACGGCACUGCCAACCCAGUCGGCGUCGCCGUGUCUGACUCGGUUCUUGUUACUGAAAAAGAUGACCGCGUGGCGACCGCAGAAGGAGGCAGCUAUAUUGUUGUGCAAAAGUACCUCCACAAUCUCAAGUCCUGGCAACAUCUUACGACGGAGAAACAAGAAGCCAUUAUUGGACGGACCAAGCUAGACAACAUUGAGCUCGAUGAUGCCGAGCCAAAACAACAGCAAUCUCACAAAAGUCUAGCGACGAUAGAAGAUGAAGAUGGAAACGAGCAUGACAUCCUACGCGAUAACAUGCCUUUUGGCUCGCCUGCCACCGGAGAGUUUGGUACCUACUUCAUAGGGUACUCAAAGAAACUGUGGGUGAUUGAGAAGAUGAUGGAGCGCAUGUUUAUUGGGAGCCCUCCAGGGUUACAUGAUCGGAUAUUGGACUUUUCAAAACCGGUGACCGGAACGACUUUCUUUGCACCCUCGGCGAAGUUGCUAGCAGGUCUUACAGACGACUGA
Colletotrichum truncatum is the source of this 1104-nucleotide messenger RNA. Its product is annotated as dyp-type peroxidase family. The record is from RefSeq and is a predicted model, not a curated record. Gene Ontology annotation, molecular function: heme binding; peroxidase activity. NCBI's taxonomy places the organism in Eukaryota, Fungi, Ascomycota, Sordariomycetes, Glomerellales, Glomerellaceae. Gene Ontology annotation, cellular component: cytosol.